CCCCGGCUGCAACGUCUGCUGAUAGGUGUUUUCAAAAUGGGCGUCUUUUAACCUCGCUUACACGUCCAAGAUUCCUUAAAGACUUUACACAAACAGUUGAGCACAGCUGAAGAUUGAACCAACAUCGUAAAGUGCGAGAAAUAUAUGACCAGUAUGGCAUCCAUUUCGACUGACCAGAAUACACAGCCCACCCCUCAGCUGCUGUCAGUGGGAGAAAAGGACAGGAAACGGCUGCUAGAGGUGUAUGUAAAGCGAAGUCUCAGCCUUAACGAUGGAUCCCAAUGUCCGCUGAGACAGGAGCAAAGAACACGCAAAUGGGUUCCCAUCACAGAGCGCAAGACUAGACAUCGCAAGCAUUCCAGCGAUACAUCUCUGAACCUGACUUCACAAGCCUCCUUCUCAGAUGAAGACAUUAGAUACGAGCCCUUCGCUGAACCGCAAAUGGAUAAAAAGGAGAGGUCAUCUGAGAAGAAAUCCAAAAAGUGGAGUUUUAAAGGGAAUCUGCGCCUCAACGAUGGCUCUAAUGCAUCGCAAAAGUCCAACAGCAAACCCAAGAAGAAGUUUCUACUUUUGGAUAAGGGCAAGGAGGAAGGUGGGCAGAACAUUGAUUCUUUAUCCUCCAAAACAAGUGCAGAUACUGCUGGAAAUACGCAUUCAAAUGUGCAAGAAAAUCUGGAGACUUCUGCAAUGGAAAAGAAGGACAAAGAAGGAAAGAAGACAAAGAAACCCACUAUAUGGAAGAGUUUCUUGAGCUGGUUUUCCAGGGGAAAUGUUGAAAAGGAUCAAAAUCAUCAGAGAACCGAAGAACAGCUCCCUCUUUCCCAUCCCUCAACACCCCAAAUCUCUUGUUUGCCUUUAGCUGAUGCCCUAUCAAAAGGCGAUAUCAACCUGCGCCGUUCAAAAUCAACGAAAAAGAAAUCAUUCUACAGGAGAUCAUUAAAAUGGAGGCGAAGUGGAGAAAUGUCCACUGAAAAAUCAGCUGUUGAGAUAGUGGAACCCACUAACUCAUACUAUGAGAAAAUGUCAGAGGAACUGGAGAAAAUUGUGCAUGAAGUGAAAGACAGUCCAGCUGAUGACAAUGCCAAUCAAAUAACAGACCAGAACGGUGGAAAUGUCUCACAAGAAGAGGUUAUCAGGAAAAUCAUAGAACUUAUAAAGCAGCAAGGAGACAUAAUAGAUAUCAAGCUGAAAGAGAACAGCACCGUAACCACUUAUCUGAAUGGAAUCACCUACAGAUCCUUCCGGCAGAUGGCUGAUCAAUACGUGCAGUCAGAAGUUCCCAAUAAGAAAACCCAGCCGCCUGUCGUGGCACCAGAGCUGGUGAAGUUCGCCUUCACUCUGGAUUUCACAGCCAGAGUGGCUAAUCUACACCGCCAAUCCACGGGCCAAAUCAUGGGCUUCGGGAACCAGUAUCUCCAAGAUCACUUCACUCACAUGAGCGAGAGCCAUCCGCACCUCUCUGACAUUAAAGCAGAGGAUCGGAAAACACAGAACUUUGAUCAAGAAUACAUAAGCUUGUAGAAGCAUGAGCUUCUAGUUGACAUCAUUUUACUGCUUCAUUUACCUUUGAAAUGUAGCAACUCAAAACAAGCCAUAGAAG
Molecule: messenger RNA, 1600 nt
Organism: Carassius carassius (crucian carp)
Lineage: Eukaryota; Metazoa; Chordata; Actinopteri; Cypriniformes; Cyprinidae
Exons: 5
Coding region: 145-1521 (458 amino acids)
Source: RefSeq, a predicted model, not a curated record